UUGAUAAAAGCAAGAUACAGCCAUAAAAACACAACUUACAAAUGCUAUUGUUAUGUUUCACUACAUGGAUAAACCUAUACUGAUCUACCCCAUAAAAUAAUGGUUGCACCACGUAUUAGAUUUUUAAUCCGGUCAAGGAUAUAACUAUAACCUUCGGUUGAAACCCCCAAAUCGUAAACCUAAUAAUAAUUAGAUCUAUUAUGACUGAAUAUUCCUGGAUCAUGCUUGCCAAACGGACGAACUUCAAUAAAGCCUUCGUCGCCGUACCUGCAUACAUCACCGACGAAACCGCCAUCAUACUAGCAAACAUCAACAAGGAUGCUGCCGUCAUACUUGCAAAUAUCGAUAAAGAUGUUGCCGCUAUACUGUAGAUAAAUAAUCUACAAGACGUUUAUUGAAACUAAAUUAAAAACACAAUAAAAGACUAAAGGAAAUGAGUACAAUUAUUUCUCCCAAUAAUACAUUGAGUUAAUAAUAAUAAAAAAUUUUGAAUGUUCCAAUUAUGUAGUCUGCAAUUCGAACUAACAAAUGGAAAUCCUUAAAAUGAAAGGAAAAAUUAUUUAAUUUCCCAUUUUAGGAACACAACCCAAAAAAGCAAAAGAAAGAAGGAGAAGGAGAAUUUCAACUUUAUUUUUUUUAUAUAUAUACCGAGAAACUUAGAAUACAAGAGGAGCUCGAUAGUGAGUUGAACUAGGACUACCUAGUUUAUCUAGGAUUAUAUCGAGGGUAUUGACAAAACGUACUCAGGGGAUAGGCAAGGCCUAGUUUAGCCAGUGAAUCGACUGUUGAUGUGGGAAAUUCCACGGUCCAAGGCCGGUCUAGGACUAGGAGCUUAUAAAGUGAAGAAUUUCAUUUUUAACGUAAAUGAUGCUCCACCAAAAUUGGGGUUCAAUUAAAAUCUUCCAAGUCCACGCCACAUAUUCCUCCUCCAAGUUCCACUCUAAUAAUUCCAGUGGACUGACGCCCAAGUCAAGUCUUUUGUUGACUUCGUCCACUUUGAAUGUUGAUAGAUAGUGGCCCGAUUAUGCAUUUUGGUUCCGUUUAAUUUGAUCGUUUUUAGUGUAGAUUUAAAAAGAUUUCUCUCUCAAAUAAGUACUAGGAGGAGUAUAUAACUAUAUAUUUGUAGUUUCCCUCUCUCUUGUCUGACGUUUGAUCACUUAGUUGGUCUUCUACUCUUCUCCAUCAGCUCAGCUGAAGGAAAAAAAAAUGAGACUUCUUCUUAUACUUCUGCUUUACUUCUUGAAUUUCAACCAUUCUUUGUCAGAAAUAAUCUUUGAAGAAAGGUUUGAAGACGGGUGGAAAGAUAGGUGGGUUUUAUCAGAUUGGAAGAGAAGUGAAGGGAAAGCUGGGACAUUUAAGCAUACAGCUGGAAGGUGGGCUGCUGACCCUGAUGAUAAAGGUCUUCAAACAUACAUUGACGCCCGGCAUUAUGCUAUAUCUGCUAAGAUACCUCAGUUUAGCAACAAGAACCGGACUCUGGUGUUUCAGUAUUCCAUAAAGUUUGAACAAGAUAUUGAAUGUGGAGGUGGUUAUGUUAAGCUUAUGUCUGCCUAUGUUAACCAAAAGAAAUUUGGUGGAGAUACUCCUUACAGUUUCAUGUUUGGACCAGACAUAUGUGGCACCCAGACCAAAAAGCUCCAAGUUAUAGUUUCUUACCAAGGGCAGAAUUAUCCAAUUAAGAAAGAUAUAGAGUGUGAAACCGACAAGUUAACUCAUUUCUACACUUUCAUAUUAAGACCUGAUGCUACAUACAGUGUCCUGAUAGAUAAUCGUGAAAGAGAGUCGGGAAGUUUGUACACCGAUUGGGAUAUCCUCCCUCCACCAAAAAUAAAGGAUGUCCAUGCAAAAAAGCCAUCCAACUGGGAUGACAGAGAGUACAUUACUGACCCCAAUGAUGUCAAACCACAGGGAUAUGACUCAAUUCCAAAAGAGAUACCGGAUCCUAAAGCUAAAAAGCCUGUCGAUUGGGAUGAAGAAGAGGAUGGGAUAUGGAGGCCAAAAAAGAUACCGAAUCCUGCCUACAAAGGACCAUGGAAACCAAAGGUACUUGUGUUCAGAUUCAACUUAAGAAAACUCAUAACAUGUAGCAUAUUUAAACAUUUGGAGCAUGGUGUGCAGAAAAUCAAAAAUCCUAAUUACAAGGGGAAGUGGAAAAUUCCUUGGAUUGAUAAUCCAGAGUUUGUAGAUGAUCCUGAUUUGUAUGUCUGGAAACCUAUUAAGUAUAUUGGUAUUGAAGUUUGGCAGGUCAAAGCUGGUUCAAUUUAUGACAAUAUUCUGUUAUGUGAUGAUCCCAAAUAUGCUAAAGAAGUUGUGGAAGAAAUAUGGGCCAAAAAUAGAUUGGCUGAGAAGGAGGCAUUUGAGGAGGCAGAGAAAAUCCGAUUAGCGCAAGAGGAGCAAGGGAAAAAAGACAAAGAAGGUGAAAAGAAGAGAAACAGAGGCUGGAGGCACCAUAAGAGGGUACUUCAUUUUUGCUUUACUGUCUUUUACUUUUAAGGAUAAAAUUUAAUAUUGCCACAUUGUGCUCUUUUCUGCUUCAUGCUUUCCAUCCUGCAUUCUAUACUUUCCACAUUAUCCGUGGUAUGUGCACGCGCGCGGGAGAGGGGAAUGUAAUCAAAACUCAAUUUUAAUUUUCAAGUAGUUGUCUGAUUUUUUUUUGUGUGUAUAUGUUCUCCUUGCACAUUUAAAUUAAUUUAUUUGUCUUAUCCCUGAAUUUUGCAUUUCAUUUCUCGUUUUGUAAAAACAUUUUUCAUUUCUAAUACACGUACUUAUACAUUCUGCAGAACUUGCAGUACAGGAUAAAUUUGUUACAUUUCUAAUGCAAAACCCAAACAACAAUUUUGUCAAUGUGAAUCCUUACUGUCACAGAAAAAAAUUGGGGCAAUUAUGGAUUCUCCUUUUAAUUGCAGUUAAGUGUGUAACUUUGGUGGACAGCCAAUUAAUUACUUGAUGAACAUAUUACUGAUUUUCUUUGUUACGUUUUUCUAAUUCUUUUGCUUUCCAACUUUAAAUUUCGCAAAUGCCAGCUACUUAUUUGGUUGACAUGUUGCAUUGGAGGGUCUCGUAAAUUAGCUUUUAGUAGAGAUUUAAUUUCUGGUACCAUCUUCAAUCCCCUUAAAUAUUUAAUUUCUAUGCUGCAUAAGCCCUUUUGACAAUGGCAUGAAACAGAUUUUGUACAGCCCUUAUGCUGCGACUUGAGUUUUGACUUCGACUAUAUUAAAGAAAAGGUUCUGAACUCCAUGUUGAUAAUUCAAGGUGUCUUGGUCUGUCUCAUGCGUGAUGUCUUUCUCUUGUUAGGAAGUAUCUGAGGCAUCAACCAAGUGACUUCAGAUUCUAAACUCACAACAAUCUAUUGUUGACUAGCCUACAUUAGUUCCCAAAUGCCUGGUAUGCCCCUUAGCAUGUUUCACGAGAAAUGGUUACCUGAGAAUGAAACCCAUCAAAUAAUGCUUGUUGCGGAGUUCCAGAUUGCGCAAUUCCCUUUUCCUUAUAAGGUUGAUGGUUUCAGCAAGGGUGAAAUUGUUCAUUUUGGAUUGUUACUAUUCACUGAAUUGCGCCACAUACAUUAUCAACUUGUCCUGAGCAGUUUUAGGUUGCCACAGUUAAGCAAUUGAUAACACAACGUUCACUUAGCCAGCUAGGUACAUUAGAUGGUGAAAUGUACGGUCCUCCCUGGUUCUGUGCAUUCUUCUUGAAGUAUGGCCUUGAAACAGAAAUUUUUUUCAGACCAACCUCUACUAGAACUCUAAAAUUGUUAGUGACUUUCCAUGGAAGUUAAUGGUUCGAGGGAAGAUUCGAUAUUAAAUAUAGAAUUUGACUUGUUCAAUCCCAAUGUUUGACUUGUUAUCUCAAGUCUUUUGGAUAAUUUUGCACGCGCACACUGACAUCCGGACAUAUGGUGAGGUUAACAGGAUGAUCUUUAUAUUGCUCUGGGUUCAACAGGACACUACACUUAUUUGUCUUUUUCAGUCAUAUUCUUGUUUCUGUUUCUUUAUUAUGUAUCAUUAUUCUGUUAGAAUUCUUAAAAAUGUUCUCAAGUUGUGGAAAUGAUCUUUAGUGGUGAUAUGUCAGUUUGCUCAUGAAUGUCACUUUCUUGUUGAACUUCCCUUUUGUUGCUUUAAAAACAUUCACCUUGUGCCUUAGAGACUUGGUGCCUAUGCUUCAACUUCAUAUCCAGUUUUUUUAACUUGUUUGGUGUGAUCUUGCAGUAUGACCCUCCUGAAUACAUUGAUGAUGACUACCAUGUAAGCUUCCAUUUUGAUCUCUUUACCCUCUUUUAUCUACUUAUGUGUUCAUAUUGUACAAGAUUAUAUAUUUUCACUAGAAAGUAUAAAGGUGAACAUCUUUGAUACUUGUCACUGCUCUUCUGAACAAAAUGUUUGCAUUGUAACAAAACAUCAGUAAUUGGGAAAACCUCUUUUUUUUUUUUUUUGGGGGUGGGUGAACUAUUUGGGUGUUAAUUAUUGCUUGAUGCCGUUUCAACCCAAGGGUGUUGAGAAUCUAUUCUGCACUUAGUCAUGAAAUAAUAUUGACAUGUAACUAUCUAUUGCACAUCUCUCUUAACUCUUAAUCUCUUAUCAGUUCUGAUUUACUGCUAGAUCAAAAUUUACUCUUUCUCGUUCUGUUUUGCUGCUAAGCAGAACGAACAUUGUGAUUGACUGCUAGAUCAAAAUUAACUCUUUCUCAUUCUGUUUUAUUGCUAAGCAGGAUGAGCUUUAAGAUAUUCCGCAUCCCUGUUGUGAGGUUGUCGAUUGCCAGAAGGAAACCUCAACCUCUAUGAGUGCCACUUCCAGAUUGCCUGGGAAGUUUUAUGAUGUAAUACAACACGUCUUCAAAUAGAACCACCUCUAAAACUUCAUUGAAGGCUCGCGUAAGUAGUUAAAUUUUGAUAACUAUUUCCGGCCCUUGUGGAAACCUUUCAUUUGAGGGUCUCGAGUCUAUUAAAAAACGCUGCUUUGAAUUAGCUUAAUAAGACAUGUAAUUUAUGUAUAACCACCAAUUUCCCAUAGCUAAAUAAACAUAGUUAUUUACGUGGAGCCUGGUGUAACAUACUGUUUUACCAGAGAACAGUAACAUUGUAUUAUCAUUAUGUCAUCCUAGAUGUAAAUGAAACAAUUGGCUGGCUCACCAUUGCUCCAGAAAUCUGGCAAGACAGAAUGCGAAUGAAGUAUUAAUUUCCCAAAACAUGUUUGCAUGUUUUCCUGAAUUUCAAUGAACUAUUCUUUCCUUUAUCCAUAGAAGAGAACUGGCAAUUGGUUGUAUCAGAACCGUUCUAUGAUUUGAGGCCAUUGUUGUUAUUGACUGAUGAGGGAUCAGUUUAGUGGUUUUGUUGUCCACCAACGGGGACAUAUCUCCUGCUCGUGUUUGUGCUUGACACUGAGUUUUUUUUUUUAAUUGUCAAU
Oldenlandia corymbosa var. corymbosa is the source of this 5399-nucleotide messenger RNA. NCBI's taxonomy places the organism in Eukaryota, Viridiplantae, Streptophyta, Magnoliopsida, Gentianales, Rubiaceae. The record is from the annotation of a GenBank genome assembly.